AUGGGCAUUUUAUUAGAACAUCAAUUAAUUCGUCUUUUUCUUAACACAUAUAUUGACUUAUUAAUAAAAUGGAGUGAAAAUAUUAAUAAUAAUAAUGAUGCCGUCUUAGAUAACGACGAAGAGUUUUUAUUUCGAGAGAUAAGUGUUAGAUUUGUUUUGUUAAUAGGUGAACUAAAUAAAUUAAACUUUUAUAUAUUUAAAAAAUUAUUUAUUGAUAAAAGAUUAAUUGACUUGAUUCAACAAUGUCUCAAUAAUAUAGCUACAAAUGAAAAAUAUUUAAAUGAUGCUAACUUAGAGAGUCUUAGUUAUAUUAUUCGCAUACUAAAUGACAUUAUUCAUUAUGAGGAUGAUGUUCAAGAUGAUCCGAUAUUAUUACCCAUAAUCGGUUCAAUUAUUAAAUGUUUAUGCUCUAAAUAUUAUUUAGAAACAUUUAAACAAUUGUUGCCUUCAUCAACAUCAACAAAUGAAUUAAGUGUUAAACAAAAUUUUUAUUAA
Molecule: messenger RNA, 495 nt
Organism: Didymodactylos carnosus
Lineage: Eukaryota; Metazoa; Rotifera; Eurotatoria; Philodinida; Philodinidae
Source: the annotation of a GenBank genome assembly